This is a messenger RNA of Knipowitschia caucasica, 594 nucleotides long. NCBI's taxonomy places the organism in Eukaryota, Metazoa, Chordata, Actinopteri, Gobiiformes, Gobiidae. The record is from the annotation of a GenBank genome assembly.
AUGGGACCAGAGGAGAAGCAGAGGAUCGAGAGAGAGAGCAGAGGACAGAGGAGAGCAUGGGACCAGAGGAGAGUAGAGGACCGAGAGGAGCAGAGGACCAUGGAGAGCAUGGGACCAGAGGAGAGCAAGGACCGAGAGAGAGCAAGAGACAUGGAGAGGUAUGGGACCAAGGAGAGCAAGACCGAGAGAGUUGGGCAGAGGACCACAGGAGAGCAUGGGACAGAGGAGAGCAGAGGACCGCGAGAGAGCAGAGGACCCAUGGGAAAGAGCAUGGACCAAGGAGAGCAGAGGACCGAGAGAGACAGAGGAUCGACAGAGAGCAGAGGACCACGGGAGAGCAUGGACCAGAGAGAGCAGAGGACCAUGGUAGAGCAUGGGACCAGAAGAGCUGAGGACCGAGAGAGAGCAAGGACCACAGGAAGAGCAUGGACCAGAGAAGCAGAGGAUCGAGAGAGAGCAGAGGACCAUGGGAGAGCAUGGGACCAGAGGAAGCAAGGACCGAGAGAGAGCAGAGGGGAACACCUGGGGGGAGUUCAUGGGACCAAGGAGAGGGCAGAGGACCGAGAGAGAGCAGGAGGACCAUGGGAGAGGUAA